Eublepharis macularius is the source of this 744-nucleotide messenger RNA. RefSeq names its product stanniocalcin 1 (gene STC1). Gene Ontology annotation, biological process: intracellular calcium ion homeostasis. The transcript has 4 exons. NCBI's taxonomy places the organism in Eukaryota, Metazoa, Chordata, Lepidosauria, Squamata, Eublepharidae. Bases 1 to 744 code for a protein of 247 amino acids. Gene Ontology annotation, molecular function: hormone activity. The record is from RefSeq and is a predicted model, not a curated record. Gene Ontology annotation, cellular component: extracellular region.
AUGCUCCGAAAGUCCGCGAUUCUCCUGCUGCUGGCGGUUGGCGUUUCUGCAUCCUAUGAAGCUGAGCAAAAUGAUUCGGUCAGCCCCAGGAAGGCGAGGCUCGCCGCCCAGACCUCAGCGGAUGUGGUUCGAUGUUUAAAUAGUGCACUCCAGGUAGGAUGUGGUGCUUUUGCCUGCCUGGAGAACGCCACAUGUGACACGGAUGGCAUGUAUGACAUCUGCAAAUCCUUUCUCUACAGUGCUGCUAAAUUUGACACUCAGGGGAAAGCCUUUGUCAAGGAGAGUUUGAAGUGCAUCGCAAAUGGCAUCACCUCCAAGGUUUUCCUUUCUAUUCGGAGGUGCUCCACAUUCCAGCGAAUGAUCUCUGAGGUGCAGGAGGAGUGUUACAGGAAACAGGACAUAUGCAGUGCUGCUAGGAGAAAUCCAGAAGCUAUUGCAGAAGUGGUCCAGCUUCCAAACCACUUCUCAAACAGGUAUUACAACAAGCUCAUCAGAAGCUUACUGGAAUGCGAUGAUGAGACUGUGGGUACCAUAAAAGACAGUCUGAUGGCAAAAAUUGGACCGAACAUGGCCAGCCUUUUCCGCCUACUGCAAACGGAUCACUGCGCCCGAAUCCAUCCUAGAUCCGACUUCAACCAACGACGUAUCACUGAGCCUCAGAAGCUAAAAAUCUACUUCAGGAAUCUCCGGGGUGAGGGACCUGCUCCAUCCCAUAUGAAACGUACUUCUGCAGAAAGUGUGUAA